CUCGGGUGCUGCGGCAGCCGCAGCGCCUGCCGCGGCUCGGGCUCCGGCUCCGGCUCCCGGGCUUUUAAAGGGGACGCGGCGGCGGCCCGGGGGGAUGGAGGGCAGGUGGAGGGGACAGCCCAGACGCAUUUCAUCCACAGCCCCUCGGGGCUGAAGGGACCCGUGAGCCGGAGCCCAGAAAUCCGGGGGUGGUUAAGACACUGCGUCCUCUCCAAUUCCCAGAAGCUCCAUCCUGCACCCAAAUACCUCAGCCAGCCCCCUGCCCGCCCCCAACUCGCAACUCAGCCCGGAGGACUCUGCCGCCGCCGCACCCCACCAGCUCUGGAUGACAGCUGGUGGCCAGCAGAGUCCCUGACGGUGGUGCCCAAGGUGAUGUACUGACAAUGAGCGGGUGUUUUCCAGUUGCUGGCCUGCGAUGCCUGUCUAGGGUAUGUCGUGGCCUGGCGCGGGAGGUCCCUACCUCCCCAAGCCCCUCUGCUUCUUCUGCUGCCUGCUUGCUUCGGACUCUGCCAGAAACCCCACCCGCUGAAACGUUCCUCCCAGGGAAUUGGCAAGUGAUUAGUGAUGAGCUGUCAGCACAGGGCCCUCAGACUUCCUGGAGAAGCUGUGUCCCAUCUCUGGACCCCUGCCCAGUGCCAUCUGGCUGGAAACAGCUCCCAAAGAGCCUUCCUGGAUCUUGUGUGGUCAACCCACUUCCUUGGUCUUGGAUGUGCCAGCGCCUCUGGCCACGGCCUGCUAACCAGCCUCUCUCGGGCCGGCUCCCGCCGCGCCCCCUCUCGCUUGCCCCCUCCUCCUCCUGCUCCUCUCCCCCCUGCUCCCAGGACGGCGGGAUGGCCGCGCAGGGCGAGCCACGCUUCCUCCUGACUUUCGACUUCGAUGAGACCAUAGUGGACGAGAACAGCGACGACUCCAUCGUGCGCGCCGCGCCGGGCCAGCGACUGCCCGAGAGCCUGCGCGCCACCUACAGGGAGGGCUUCUACAACGAGUACAUGCAGCGCGUCUUCAAGUAUCUGGGCGAGCAGGGCGUGCGGCCGCGGGACCUGCGCGCCGUCUACGAGGCCAUCCCCCUGUCGCCGGGCAUGGGCGACCUGCUGCAGUUCGUGGCCAAGCAGGGCUCCUGCUUCGAGGUCAUUCUCAUCUCCGACGCCAACACCUUCGGCGUGGAGAGCGCGCUGCGCGCCGCCGGCCACCACGGCCUGUUCCGCCGCAUCCUCAGCAACCCGUCGGGGCCCGACGCGCGCGGGCUGCUGGCGCUGCGGCCCUUCCACACGCACAGCUGCGCGCGCUGCCCCACCAACAUGUGCAAGCACAAGGUGCUCAGCGACUACCUGCGCGAGCGGGCCCACGACGGCGUGCACUUCGAGCGCCUGUUCUACGUGGGCGACGGCGCCAACGACUUCUGCCCCAUGGGGCUGCUGGCCGGCGGCGACGUGGCCUUCCCGCGUCGCGGCUACCCCAUGCACCGCCUUAUCCAGGAGGCGCAGAAAGCCGAGCCCAGCUCCUUCCGCGCCAGCGUGGUGCCCUGGGAGACGGCGGCCGACGUGCGCCUCCAUCUGCAACAGGUGCUGAAGACGUGCUGAGGACGCUGCCUGCAGGGGGAGGGCUGGGCCCCGCGAGCGGCAGAGGGCAGGGCGGCUGAGCGGCUGGGUGGAGCUCGGGAAGGACCAAGCUAGUUGGAUGAUUCCCUUUCCCCUUGCGCUUUGGUCAGUCCCUCCAGGGAUUUCGGGAAUGGCGGGCGCUUCCACUGGGGGCUGGAGAGGAAGUGUGUAUGUGUGUGUGUGUGUGUGGGGGGGGGGGGGGGCUGUCCCAGUCUAUGCAGCUCGGGCACAGUGUUCCGCCAGGGAAGACCGCAGUGUUUCCAGAAACCUUGUUCUCCUGACCAAGGAAAGAGCUCCCUGAGGAGAGAAGGAACAUCUCCCACUGCUUAUAAAGGCUGCCCGAGCCUUGUAACACGAGGUCCACCCACUUUUCAAGAGCUCCCGGGUCCCGAAGUUUCCUCAGAACCGGACUCUGCGGAGAGAUGCCCCUGUCCCGUGCAGGCCUAGAUCUUCAUCUACUGCGACUCCACGCCUCUUAUCUCAACCUCCACCCGCCAGCACACCCAGACUGGGGGGCGGGAGAAGCCAGAGGGAAUAGUCGCCUCCUGGUGGUGGAAUGAGGUAGCACGUUGUCCGGCUGGGGGGGGGGGGUGUUCAGCCAGCCAAAGACCUCAAGGCACCGGACUGUCUCCUCACACCUCAGCGUCCUCUAUGCAGCAGGAGACCAGGGACUUUACCAAAGUCACCCUGCCGGCUGGAAUUCCCCCCUCCCCUCCCCUGCACCCCCCCUCCCCGUAUGGAACUGAAAGCCAUGAUGUUUUAAAGCAGAGCCAGUGUAACCCAAGCCCCUCCUCCCCCUUUGGUGUUUUAAGAGCUAUAAAGGAGGCAAAAGGGGGAAAAAGAAAA
Molecule: messenger RNA, 2444 nt
Organism: Erinaceus europaeus (western European hedgehog)
Lineage: Eukaryota; Metazoa; Chordata; Mammalia; Eulipotyphla; Erinaceidae
Gene: PHOSPHO1
Product: phosphoethanolamine/phosphocholine phosphatase 1
Exons: 4
Coding region: 384-1580 (398 amino acids)
Biological process (GO): bone mineralization involved in bone maturation
Molecular function (GO): phosphatase activity
Source: RefSeq, a predicted model, not a curated record